AUGGUUAAGGACUGGAUUACGAAGAGUUCAAUCUCUGCAGGAAGGCUGACCCCUGAGCCCUGGUUCACCAGCCACCUUCCCACAGCGGGUGUCUCAACUUGCAGAGAUUGCCUGGAAGAACUGGAGGGGACUCACGACCUGGUUUCACUUCUGCAAAGCUGCCUGGGGAGGCUUCCUGGCAAGGGCAACUUUCAUCAGCUCUCAUGUCAAGACCCUCCUGGUGAGACGUGCAAAGCCGUGCCUGCUGGAGCCUGUGGAAGCUACUGCUUGAAGGGUUGGGAACCCUGCGUGAACACCUCCUGUAGGGUUUCCUUCCUUGAUCCAGACACUCGAGAGGUGCUGGAAGCACAUAUUAAAAGGUUUUGGGUAAAGCACAGGUGGACCCUACCCCUCAAGGUCCUCAAGCCCAUAAAUCUCUUUAAGUCGAAAAAGUGCCAACCCUCCACCGUUCUGCAGUUUGCCACUUCCCCUUCAGCCACCUGUGUGUCUGGGUCCCACUCAACAGUCAAGUUUGCUGAGUUCCUGGAGAAACCUCCUCGGGCUCAUUCAGGAGAGAAGGUGAUAAGAGAAGAGUCAGUUCCUACCCUGAAGAGGCCUCUCCUUGUCCCCUCAACUGUGUGUAAGGAAAUCCAGAGUACCCUGGGAGCGGUUCCAUCUAUUGACUACCAUGGGCCCUCAAAGGCUUCUCUGACUGGACAGGAGGGCAGGCCACCUUCUCAGUCCCUCACACUCAGCCUUGUGGGCAGAACCUGGAAGAGUGAGAGUGUGGAAUGGGUCAAGAGGGACAGCCUAGAGCCAGGUCCAAUUUCAGCAACGGUCAGGAAUGAGCCAAGAGAGGAGAGUGGUGGUCAGGCCUCACGAGACCCCUGCCAUAGGGUAACAGUGAUGGAGGUGAACUUAGGAUCCCAAUCUUUGAGAGGUGAAGAGGCCAGGGAGGCUGUGGAGGCCAAGGAGUCUCCUGCUCUUCAACCACAGUCUAGUGUUAUCUUGGAAACCAAAGUGUUGACAAAAUCCCAAACUACAAAUGUACAUAUGAGGAGUUUAGAGGUGCCAGGGGCCAGUAGAAGUUUUCUACUACCUAGACUGUCUGUUUUCCAACAUCCAGGUGAGCCAUGCCUUAACAUGGAGGUUGCUAGUGAGUUUAACUCCAAAGUAAAGGUACAGUCAGACAACCAGCUUCAGGACUUUCCCAAACACAGGUUCCUUGCUGCAGACAACUUGGCUUCUCAGGUGCCUCAGUGCCAUCCCCAGAGAGUCCCCACCAGAGAUAGAUCAACCUUGAAGAGUGGGACUGCUGAGGGUCGGGCAGGCAUGACAGCUGUUGGACAGAUCGUAGAAGAAAACAGAGCAGUUCACCAUGGACUUCAUGCCACAAAGUUAAACGAACACAGACUGGAGUUCCAAGUCCCAGUAUGUGGGGGUUUCGGCUGCCAUAGGCUUACCCCCUACCCAGAGCAAGGGAGAAUGAUGGGUUCUACAGCCUGCAGUCAUGAAGCCACCUCCAAGGGCCAGAGUUGUCCUAUCAGGGAAAGGGAAGUCAGACACCAACAUAGUUUGAAAAGUGUAAGGUUCGACGAUGAGCAGCUGGGCCUAAGGUGCCUCCCAUCCUUGCCCCCCAAGAAGAGUUUGUUUCCAGUUAGUACCUGCCAGUAUGGGCCAAGGAUUCCAGGGCGCAUGGUGGACACAGCUCCAGGUGGUGUGUUUCUCAUUGUGGAGAUUUCUGUUCCAGCUGAUGCCCCUGAUCCAGAUGACAACAGAAAUGGACCCCAUCCCCCAUCCCUGUCAGGCCCCUCAACACGUGGAAAUGCUGUGACCUGGGGUGGAGGGGGCAGAGUGAGCACAGGACUGCUCACACCCCUGGUUUCUCCCUGGAGCCAGGCCCUACCUCUGGGCCCCAAUUCCCAAGGCAGCCUCCAGAAUGGGCAGAGCAGUGAGAGUGGAGCCAGGACUUGUGGGAGGGGUCGGUACCCAGAGGAAAGAGUUGACAGGGCUGGGACCUGA
This is a messenger RNA of Mesoplodon densirostris (Blainville's beaked whale), 2001 nucleotides long. RefSeq names its product putative spermatogenesis-associated protein 31C1. The record is from RefSeq and is a predicted model, not a curated record. The transcript has 5 exons. NCBI's taxonomy places the organism in Eukaryota, Metazoa, Chordata, Mammalia, Artiodactyla, Ziphiidae. The coding region runs from base 1 to 2001 and encodes 666 amino acids.